Trichoderma reesei QM6a is the source of this 987-nucleotide messenger RNA. Its product is annotated as Carbon/nitrogen hydrolase-like protein. Bases 1 to 987 code for a protein of 328 amino acids. The transcript is spliced from 3 exons. The record is from RefSeq and is a predicted model, not a curated record. NCBI's taxonomy places the organism in Eukaryota, Fungi, Ascomycota, Sordariomycetes, Hypocreales, Hypocreaceae. Gene Ontology annotation, molecular function: catalytic activity.
AUGGAUACCACUCCCCUGAAUGGGAAAACAAUCAGGCUUGGAGCCGUCCAGGCCGAGCCAGUGUGGCAUGACCUCGAUGGAUGUGUUGACAAGACCAUCCGGCUCAUUGAGCAAGCAGCCGCAGAUGGUGUUCAAGUUCUCGGGUUUCCUGAAGUGUGGAUUCCCGGCUACCCAUGGCAGAUGUGGUGCGCUGCGCCGAUAAUUCAAGCGACCUGGGUUCCCCAGUACCAUGCGAAUUCCAUGACCAGGGAUUCGCACCAGAUGAAACGGAUCCUGACCGCCGUCAAGGAAGUCGGAAUCUUCGUUGUUCUCGGAUACAGCGAACGCGACGGAUCUAGCAUUUACAUUGCGCAAGCUUUCAUCUCGCCCGAUGGGGAGAUUGUCCACAAUCGCCGCAAGAUCAAGCCCACCCAUGCAGAGCGCACUAUUUGGGGAGAAGGCCAAGCCGAGUCCCUCAAGACUGUGGUAGAUUCGCCGUUCGGCAAGGUUGGCGGCCUCAACUGCUGGGAGCAUUUGCUUCCUUUGCUGAGGUACAGCGAAUACACGCAAGGGGUCCAGAUCCACGUCUCCAGCUGGCCGUCCUUCUUCGGCAUGCCGGAACCUGAGAAGAUCGCAUGGCUCUACCAUGAGACGGCCGAGGCAAGCAGCCGCAUCAGCCAGAACAUGGCGAUUGAGGGCGCAACUUUUGUCAUCUGCUCCUCGCAAAUCCUGACGGACAAGGGCAUGGAGAAGAAUAGCAUAUUGGCUGGCAAUCCAAUCACGAAACCCGGUGGUGGUUUCUCUCAAAUCUUCGGUGCUGACGGAAAGCCGCUGUGCGAACCGAUCGGAGCUGGCGAAGAAGGAAUCGUCAAAGCCAAUGUUUCUCUCGGCGACAUCGUCAAGGCCAAGACAUUCGUUGAUGUUGCCGGCCACUCUUCUCGACCGGAUCUGCUGAGCCUUCUUGUCAACCCAACAGUCGCUAAGCACGUCACGACCAUGGGCAAAUAA